Molecule: messenger RNA, 884 nt
Organism: Nyctereutes procyonoides (raccoon dog)
Lineage: Eukaryota; Metazoa; Chordata; Mammalia; Carnivora; Canidae
Gene: ISOC2
Product: isochorismatase domain containing 2
Exons: 6
Coding region: 88-702 (204 amino acids)
Cellular component (GO): cytoplasm
Source: RefSeq, a predicted model, not a curated record
ACGUGUCGCGCCCCAACAAAUACUGUGACCCAGCCUGGGAACCCCGCGGGAGGACGUGAGCGGCGUCAAGUGCGGCUCCGUGAGGACAUGGCAACUGUGAGGUCCAACCUGGGCCGAGUCCUCCCUGGAUCAUCCAUCCUGUUCCUGUGUGACAUGCAGGAGAAGUUCCGCCAUAUCGCAUACUUUCCCCAGAUUGUCUCUGUGGCUGCCCGCAUGCUCAAGGUGGCCAGGCUGCUGGAGGUACCAGCUGUGCUGACAGAGCAGUACCCAGAAGGCCUGGGCCCCACAGUCCCUGAGCUGGGGGCUCAAGGCCUGCGGCCAGUGGCCAAAACUUGCUUCAGCAUGGUGCCUGCAGUGCAAAAGGAGCUGGAAUCACGGCCCGAGCUGUGUUCUGUGCUCCUCUGUGGCAUUGAGACACAGGCCUGCAUCUUGAACACCACCUUGGACCUCUUGGACCGGGGGCUGCAGGUCCAUGUGGUGGUGGAUGGCUGCUCUUCUCGCAGCCAGGUGGACAGGCUGGUGGCCCUGGCCCGGAUGCGACAAAGUGGCGCCUUCCUCUCCACCAGCGAAGGGCUGAUUCUGCAGCUUGUGGGUGAUGCCGCCCACCCCCAGUUUAAAGAGAUUCAGAAGAUCAUCAAGGAGCCCGCCCCUGACAGCGGGCUGCUGGGCCUUUUCCAAGGCCAGAACCCCCUCUUCUGCUGAACUCCUCACCCUGAAGGCCACCUCCUGCCAUCUGGACCUUCAUGGAAUCAGUUGGCCCCCAUCCUUGGCCCCCAAGAGUGGUGCAGUCCACCGGGAGCACAACCCCCUCGGGAGGGGAGGUGGAGUGCUCCCUUGCCAUUGGGCCAAAGCGCCGGAAAUGCAAAUAAAGCUCCUGGAAGCUG